Molecule: messenger RNA, 1197 nt
Organism: Phaedon cochleariae (mustard beetle)
Lineage: Eukaryota; Metazoa; Arthropoda; Insecta; Coleoptera; Chrysomelidae
Source: the annotation of a GenBank genome assembly
AUGACUUCGCGGGCGCAAAAAAUUCUAGACCUUCUUCCACAAGGGACGAAGAUACCAGAAUUGACUCGAAAGCAAUACUGCAAUUUGGUUCCUAAUAGCAAUAUUUUAUCGCAAAUUUCACAAAAUGAUACUACCCCGAAUACAGAUGAAGUCAAUAAUUAUCCUGUUAAUGAAAACGUCCUAGUGGCAACUAGCUCUGAUGUAAUUGAAUCAGAAACACAGGUGUUGGAAGAAAUGCCCACUAUCACAACUUUAAAGCCAGUAGUUGACACAUUUGACAUAGAACUCAUGCCCAUGGUACUAGUUGAUGAUUAUUCUCAAAUUCUGGAUAUUGGAAUAGAUAAUGUUAGUUUGAAUCUUCCAGAAGCUGAUGAAGAAAUUGAUUGUACUGUUGAUGAUACUAUGUAUCUACAACCCAGUACAAGUGCUGAUAUCACUUAUUGUGAAACUAAUACUAUCGAUGAUCGGCCUGAGAGCCCACCCAUUUCUGAUCGUGAUGUCGAUUAUUCCCCUGGUAGUGAGCACGAGAGCGGAAGUGAUGAUUCUCGAAAUGAUGCUGAGAUGGAAACCAAUAGCACUGAGGAAGAUGUUGUCUCUGACGUCAACGGAACCUCCUACAUCAAAACACCCUGGAUGGUGUCACCAGGACAGGGCAACUUCAACAUCCUCAGGGGACGCCUGGAACUUGUAUCAGGGACACCUUCACUGGGACAAUGUUUCACCCCAAAGGGAGAAUCUAACUCGAGGAGCCUCUCGGAAUCAAGGAACACCUCGGAGCUGAUGAGAAAUUCCGAGACCAGGCCGAAAGUCAGCAGGUGGUCCGUGGUAGAGCAGUCGAAAAUAGGCAGGCAGAAUCCAGUUUCCAAGCAGUGUUACUAUACUGGGUUGCAAUUGAAGGCCUACAGAAGCUUACUGGCUUACAAAUACUACGAAUCAGGUUUUGUUAUCCAGGUAUUAGCAAAACGAAAUAAUGAUGAGACAUUUGUUUCACGUGGAAAGGCCCGUCAUUCUCAACGGAGCAAUGAAAAGCCUCUUCAAGUGUGGAUAAUCAUCCUCAAAGAUAGCAGUAUUUCAAAUGCUCAAUGUACUCGCAUGGCUGGUUUGGGAGAAGUUUGUAGCCAUGUAGCAGCAGUAUUGUUUCAUUUACAUGCUCGUCCUGAACAAAAUAUGGCUUGUACUGAACAAUUAGCUACAUGA